AUGUAUGAGUGUGGAGUAUGUGUUCAGGCACACCGUGAGCUGUCAACAGGAAGCAUGUGGGUCUUUGGUUACGGAUCUUUGAUUUGGAAAGUUGACUUUCCAUUCGAGGAGAAACGAGUGGGUUUCGUCAAAGGCUUCAGUCGCAGAUUCUGGCAGGGAAGUACGGAUCAUCGCGGUGUCCCUGGAAAGCCUGGGCGAGUGGUGACAUUAAUAGAGGACCCUGAGGGCUGUGUCUGGGGCGUUGCUUAUAAAUUGCCGUCAGGAAGAGAAAAAGAAGUGAAGGAGUAUCUGGACUACCGAGAGAAAGGCGGCUAUGGGGUGAUCACCGUUACAUUUCAUCCCAAAGAUGAAGAACACCAACCGAUGCAGGACACAUUGCUCUACAUCGGCUCCUGUGACAACCCAAAUUACCUUGGCCCGGCACCUUUGGAGACAAUUGCUCAGCAGAUUGUGAAGUCUGUAGGCCCCAGUGGCAAGAAUAUAGAUUACCUGUUUGAGCUUGCCGAAGCCCUCAGGCAGCUAAUACCUGAAGAUUUAGACGAUCACCUGUUCUCUUUGGAGCACCUUGUGAAGGAGUUGCAGAAGCAGGAGAUGGAGUGAUCUUCUAUCAUCUGCUUUGUCCUUAAUCUUCUGAAACACUCAGGAAUUGAGUCCAUUUUUUGUUCCUCAUUUAUAGAUUAUGAUAUCCGAUGCAUACUCUACUGAAUCUGCACUUGAUUUUAAGAUGUGACAUUUAACAUAAUUUGUCUCGCUUUAAAACUUGAGAUAUGAAUCAAGAACUUAUAGGAAUAUCAGUAUAUUGCACAUAUUGUACGUUUUUACAUCCAUGAAAAAUGUAAAUGAAUGGAUAAUUUAUUUUUCAGAGGCUGGUUCAUUUUACUCAGGAUACUUGAAUAUGUUACCAAGCCAUUUCCUAUGUAUUUUUAAAAUUCCUUGCCAUCCUGAUCUUCAAAUCAGCCACACUAAAGUGAAUCUCAUGAACAUAAACAUGUUAAACAAAUUAAACCUGUUCUUCAAACCUUUUUCUGAUUGUUUAACAUUUAAUGACAACGGUUUAAUUUCCAACCAAAUUCACACUAACAUUGUACUUAAUAAAAUACUAUAUUGUACUUUAA
This is a messenger RNA of Carassius carassius (crucian carp), 1115 nucleotides long. RefSeq names its product putative glutathione-specific gamma-glutamylcyclotransferase 2. Bases 1 to 600 code for a protein of 199 amino acids. Gene Ontology annotation, molecular function: glutathione specific gamma-glutamylcyclotransferase activity; gamma-glutamylcyclotransferase activity. The record is from RefSeq and is a predicted model, not a curated record. Gene Ontology annotation, biological process: glutathione catabolic process. The transcript has 3 exons. Gene Ontology annotation, cellular component: cytoplasm. Lineage: Eukaryota; Metazoa; Chordata; Actinopteri; Cypriniformes; Cyprinidae.